Ostertagia ostertagi is the source of this 918-nucleotide messenger RNA. The record is from the annotation of a GenBank genome assembly. NCBI's taxonomy places the organism in Eukaryota, Metazoa, Nematoda, Chromadorea, Rhabditida, Trichostrongylidae.
AUGGUCUACUGCUAUGGUGUAAAAGAAGGCGGAGACGAUGCUUUCAACAAGGUUAAAGAGCUGUAUUAUGCAGAAACUGUCCAGUUAGAAAAGGACUACCUGCUCCGAGGCUUAGGAUGCCACAAGAACAUUACAGCCUUGAAAGGACUUCUUCUGCUGGCCUUGGACCGUAAUUCGUCGUUUGUUCGCCUACAAGAUCUGCCUGACGUUUUCCUCGCAGUGUCCGAAAAUCCCGUGGGCAAAGAAUUCAUGUUCAAUUUCCUCCUGGAACGGAGGACAUUCUCAAAAGGAAAUGGAGUUGCACAAAAGAAACUGAGGAAUCUACAGAAGAAUGGUCGACAUGGUCGAGAUUUCCGUGCAUUUGACGAGGAAAUCGAGCGAGAAGGACAGAAGAUCAAAUGGAUCAAGAAACAUUUUAAGAAACUAUCAGAGUUUUUCAAAAAUCAUCAUCCAAGUGAUGACACCACUUCUUCAGAAGAACUGCGCCUUCCAACAAGCAUAAAACCGGUACUGUACGAUUUGACCAUCAAAACGUAUCUGCCUGGGUACGUGAAAUUUCCACCAGAGAAAAAUCUCACAUUCGAUGGGCAAGUGGGAAUUUCCAUGGUGGUAGUGGAGCCAACCAAAAGUAUCGUGCUGAAUGCCAAGAAAAUCACGGUGAUACCAGAAAAAUGCGAGGUCUUCGCGGUAAGUUUACAUUCUUCCAUAGGCGAAAAACAAUGCGAAGAGAAAAAGGAUCCACCAAAACUUGUUUGUAGAGAACCCGACGGUGAUUGGAUCACAUCAAAAUUCAAAACCACCUCCUACCACGAAUGUCUUCUUAUCUGCUGGCCGUUAUUGUCUCAGAAUUCAAAUAUAUUGAAGGGCGCACGAAAAGCGGUGUGCGGUUCCGAAUAUGGUCACGUCCAGAGGCGGUAA